Messenger RNA from Colletotrichum siamense, 1596 nucleotides. RefSeq lists its product as uncharacterized. The transcript has a single exon. Bases 1 to 1596 code for a protein of 531 amino acids. NCBI's taxonomy places the organism in Eukaryota, Fungi, Ascomycota, Sordariomycetes, Glomerellales, Glomerellaceae. The record is from RefSeq and is a predicted model, not a curated record. Gene Ontology annotation, cellular component: nucleus. Gene Ontology annotation, biological process: regulation of transcription by RNA polymerase II.
AUGGAUCAUCCUAUGCAAGAUGCUCCAGCCGACGUGCUGGCCGAUGCCCGACGGACGCUUGAGGCCUUGAAGAAUUCGGGGCUUUCGCGCGAUCUUUUGAUGCAAAUGUGGGAGGCCGAUGAUAGGGCAGCACAGCAGCAACAACAGCAGCAGCAACAGCAACAGCAGAUGGUUCCCCAACAAGAUGCACCCAUGGAAGACGCUUCCACACGAGGUUUGAUUCUAUUGCCUCUCCAAACCUGGAGAAGAGAUCAUCCGACUAACUUCCUUCCUGUGUCCCCAGCGAUUUGCCAUGGCCAAAUUGGUCACCGACCGCGCAUCUCGGUUUCAUCGACGAGUUCAGGAUCCUCCGGGCACGCCAGCAUUUGGUCAAUGGGCUCCGCCAAUUCGAACGCUACCAUCGCUACCAAUUACUCUCAGUCUUCUCAAAGCCCUUCAACAUGCCAGCAAUCCGCACCCCAGGCUGUUCCUGGCGGCCUUCCUCAAGUAGCGAGCGCCCAGACGGGAUGGGGUCCCGGCCGAUUCAACUUCUACUGGUGCACAUCCUGCGAAACAAGGUUCAAGCGCAAGUACGACUGGAAGCGUCAUGAGGAGGAGUUCCACGAGCGUUGGAAGAAGUACCCAUGCCCUGAGCCUGGCUGCAACAGGAGCUUCUGGGGAGCCAACACCUUCAACCAACACCACAAGGCGUCUCAUGGCUGCAAGACAUGCCCCCACUCCGAAAAGGUUGUCAAAUAUCUGAAGAGGAGAAAGUACUGGGCCUGUGGCUUCUGUUCCGCCCUUCAUCCCUCACGUGAACGCCACGUCGAGCACGUUGCAAGACAUUUUGAGUCGGGAAAGACAAAGUCCGAUUGGAUGCAUUCCAGAGUUAUCUACGGCCUUCUUCAUCAGCCAUUGAUUCACGAGGCUUGGAAGGACAUCCUCAUGUCAAAGGCGAACGAAUUCAAUGGACGCCAACCCAACUUCAGCUGGAACCCCACACAGACUGGCCGUGCUCAAGGCUUUAUGGAGAACGAAAGUCCCGGCCAACUUCAGGAUCUGCUCGAGUUCUUUUCUGGUUCCAGCUCUGAGGCGGAAUCGAUUGUCUCAAUCGCGUACAAGCUUGCGGACCUUGUCUUCCUCCCCGUGCCGGCAUCGCCGCCUAUGCAAUACUCGCAAUGCUACGCCCCUGCUCCUACUGCUAUGCCUCAGCAAUAUCCUCCUCAGCCCUUGCUGCCGCCUCCUUCGAUACCCUCGCAGACCCUGCCGACGCAAUCUCCUCAGCCCCCGGUCUUGUCGUCGCAAGACUCCUCACCGGGGCCUUUUAUGGAUCACAUGAGAGCGCAGUCGAUGAUGCCGGCGCCGUUGUUCCACACCCCUCAGCAGCGCACUACACCAGAACCUCUUCACCGGGCGUCACUCGACAGAGAGCUGCCGCCACCGCCUCAAGAGGCACAGCCCAUGAACUUUCAGUAUAUCCCCGACGGCAUCGUGUUUGAGGACUGGGAGAGCUUCUCCAGCACAGUUGUCGACGAAAACGCACCAGCACCAACGCCGAUGCCAACAGAAUGGCCGCUGGUGCCUGUACAAUAUUACAACGCCCCUGUGGGGCCAUGA